Molecule: messenger RNA, 486 nt
Organism: Asparagus officinalis (garden asparagus)
Lineage: Eukaryota; Viridiplantae; Streptophyta; Magnoliopsida; Asparagales; Asparagaceae
Exons: 1
Coding region: 1-486 (161 amino acids)
Source: RefSeq, a predicted model, not a curated record
AUGGGUCUUCUUGUGUAUGUCGACGAUAUCAUAUUAGCUGGGAAUAAUUAUGAUGAAUGUGCAACUUUCAAACGCUACUUACAUAAGUGUUUUCAUAUCAAGGAUUUGGGUUCUUUAAAAAAAUUUCUUGGCAUUGAGGUUGCUCGGUCGCAGAUUGGCAUCUCCUUGUGUCAAAGGAAACAUGCCUUGGAGAUUCUUGCUGAGACAGGCUUACUUGAAAUUAAGCUGGUCGAGACACCUAUGGAGCAGGGCCACAAGCUUGCUCUAGUCAAGGGGGAGGAAACAGACGAUGCAAGCUAUCGACGACUUGUAGGUCGCUUGAUCUAUUUAACCAUCACACGUCCAGAGAUUUCGUAUGCAGUUCAUGUUCUUUCCCAAUUUGCUCAAGCACCUCGCAAAGAGCACUUUGAGGCAACAAUGCGAGUUGUGAGAUACAUCAAGGGAAGUCCAAGCCAAGGGAUUCUUCUGUUGGCCUUCUUGUUUUGA